AUGAAAAAGUUCGUUCUUCUAUUUCUUUUCUUCGUUAAAUCGAACGCUUUUGGUAUUCGAGACUUUGAAAUCACAUUGGAUAAAGAUCAAGGAAUUUAUAAUCCAGGAGAUGUUGUUAGUGGAAACUUCAAGCAGGUUUCAGGGAAAAGUUCGGAGCUGGUAAGUUCUAAAAAUGUUUUUUUUUUCCAAAAAAACAUUCGAUCAUUUAGAAGAUCAAGGAGAUCACGAUGGAUUUUAUUGGAGUUAUCCGAACUGCGAAAUUCGAUAGAAAAGGUGUAAUCCUCUCCUCCACCCAAAUUGAUUUAUUCAAGGAAUCAAAAACUAUUUCACCUGGGAGCUCCAAAUUCUCCUUCAAACUCCCAAAAUCCCUUCCAAUGUCUAUUGAUUAUUACAAGAAUGUUAUCAAAUAUUCGCUAAUUGCUCAUGUUAAACUCGAAGAUGGUAGAAUUCAUCGAGUUCCAGAGAGAAUUUUAACAGUACUGGGAGGCAUUGAUUUAUCGAAGGAUUCUAAGAAAUACGAGAAAAUAGGGAAAUGCGAAAAUACCACAGCUCUGGGGUCGGUUUGGAGCACACCUUUCAAAAUUUCAGCGGAAAUUGAUAAAGUUGGCUAUGUUUCUGGGGAAGAAAUCGAUAUCAAGCUUAAAAUUGAUAGCGAGUCAAAAUGGACGUUGAGUAGAGUGAGUUAGGGGAACUUGUGCAAUUCUAGGGCUGCACGCGGGGCACCCCGCGAUGAAACGCCGUGCAAAAAAUCGCUUGCCCCUCGCCCCUUUGCCCCCUCGUCCCCUUGCCCCCUCGCCCCGUCGCCCCUUCGCCCCGUCGCCCCGUCGCCCCUUCGGGGGGGCGAGGGGGCCGCCCCCACGCCCCAUCGUGCAGCCCUAUGCAAUUCAAACAAUCUCUAGAAGUAUUUUUUCCAGAUCGAAUUUAAUUUGGUUGUGACUCACACAACUUUGACAAAAAAGGGCUUGAAUAACACGAUGAAAUCCACUGAUCCUAUCCCAAAAACAUCUGACAAAAAAAAUAUUGAAGUAUUCACGAGAACCUAUGAUGCUGAAAGUUCUGCUUUCCUAAAUACCGCGGAGCUGCAUUAUUCAAAAAUUCCUAGUUCCUUCAAAAUCAAUGAGAGCAAUUGGGCUUGCCCACCAACAGUACUUCCGGGAACUCAACUAAUCUCAGUUGAGUAUGUUGUGAGGGUGACUGCUGUGAUGUUUGGUCCCACAACUUCUAGAACUGAUGUGAGAUGUGAAAUCCCGGUGACUAUUGGAGUUGUGCCAACUAAGAAUUCGAAACUUUUCGGCAAGAAACCAAAAAAAUAUCUGCCGCAGCAGCAGGGAAGCACGGGCUCAUUUUUCAGUUCUACAGAGGCUUUUGAGUUCAAUGUGCUGUAUCCACAUUGGAUUAAUUCUUCUUGA
This is a messenger RNA of Caenorhabditis angaria, 1409 nucleotides long. NCBI's taxonomy places the organism in Eukaryota, Metazoa, Nematoda, Chromadorea, Rhabditida, Rhabditidae. The record is from the annotation of a GenBank genome assembly.